Molecule: messenger RNA, 1069 nt
Organism: Fomitiporia mediterranea MF3/22
Lineage: Eukaryota; Fungi; Basidiomycota; Agaricomycetes; Hymenochaetales; Hymenochaetaceae
Exons: 3
Coding region: 44-946 (300 amino acids)
Source: RefSeq, a predicted model, not a curated record
AAACAGCACUCUACCUCCUCUAACGACUCUAUUGACAGUCGUCAUGCUUCGUACGGCAUUGCGCACGUCUUAUCGUCUUCGGCACUUGCCGCAGCAUGCUCGACGAUCGUUCGUUAGCAGUGUUCUGCUUUCCAAAACAUACGAGGACAAGACAGUCGCCGAGCUUCGCUCAGAAUUACGCGCCCGUGGGCUAUCCGCUUCUGGCGCGAAAGCGACACUUAUCACGCGCAUCCAGCAGGCUGAUGCGCGUUCUGCCUCAGAGACAAUGCUUGCUUCGAGCUCCAACACGCCUGGGCCCUCCUCCCCCGCGCCGAGUCAUCAUCAGUCACAAGCGCGCAGCGUAUCGAGCUCAUCGUCUUCCCAUGCUGAAGUUGCUUCGAGUAUUGAUGCCACCACACGUUUCGCUCCUAUCACCUUUGAUGUGAAGCUUCCGGACUUGUCGCAGCCGCCACCGCAGCGUGCUGUUCAAGUGCCAUUCGUACCUGACUUCUGGGACUCCUCCGCAAAGAAACGUGAAGGAAACGCAGGCACAGGCGCAGCUUCAUUAGACUCCUCCACUCCGAAAAUAAUACUCAUGGCAGGCGCCGAGACUCACAUCGCUGGAGGUCCGACAUUCGCGAUGUCUCCUGCAUCCAAUACAUUCCUUCCUUCCUCCGAAGCUCCCUCCUCUUCUCCCUCUUCGUCAUCAGUUGCGCAAAGGAAAUACGACGGCUUGCUCGGGGAUGUUCUAGAUGACCUCGGAGUUCCGCAUAAUGUUUUGGGUGUCUCCCCGAAUCAGGAGUCAUUUGCGGUGAAGAGGACGACAGUGUCUCGUCCACUUGAUGAGGAAGAACGACGUGGUGCGAUAACCUUACUUGGGUUGAUUUUUGGUGCCUGGGUAGUUGCGGGACUUGCUGCGCCUUCGAAAAGUAAAAGCGGGAAGAAGGGUGUGGAGAAAGCACAUUAAUCCCCGCCCUUUCUUCCCCUAAUACCUGUUUUGUUUUUCUUCUGUUCUAUCACAUGGACGUACUCAACAAAAGAUAGACAUGCAAUGAUACAUGAUACAUCACACUACUCCUACUCAUUUCAC